CUGAUUUCAUGAAAUUGAGAUCAAAGAUUUCCUUAUCAUUUUCCCACACACAAAGAGUAAAACUCAGAAAUGGCUAGCCUGGCAAGCACGAUGUUCAGCGCCGCGGUGGUCCCCCGCAAGCCGGCAUUCGGCGGCACCAGCCUCCGUUCCCUCCCGAACCUGAAGCAGGCGGCUCUGUUCGGGCUGAAGUCGAGCAGGGGAGGAGGAGCGACGUGCAUGGCGACGUACAAGGUGAAGCUGGUGACUCCGGAUGGAGAGGUGGAGUUCGACUGCGACGAUGACGUGUACAUCGUGGACCAGGCGGAGGAGCAGGGCAUUGAUCUGCCCUACUCGUGCCGCGCGGGGUCCUGCUCCUCCUGCGCCGGGAAGGUCAUCAGCGGCACCGUCGACCAGUCCGACGGCAGCUUCCUCGACGACGAACAGAUUGAAGCCGGCUGGGUGCUCACCUGCGUCGCCUACCCCACCUCCGACGUCGUCAUCCACACUCACAAGGAAGAUGAAAUUGCUUAAUUCAUUCUCUACUCUGUGUCUCUCAUGAGUGUAGGCUUUGCUGUCUCAUCGAAUUGAACAAUACAGACCACUGAUUUCAUAAUAAGGGAGAGUAAGAUACAAUUUGUUUUCUUGUACUCUAUUUAUGCCUCUCUUUUCCUCUACUUACACCCGGAGUGACGGCUCAAUUCAUAUCUUGUUGAUUUUA
Messenger RNA from Salvia splendens (bonfire salvia), 697 nucleotides. Its product is annotated as ferredoxin-A. Gene Ontology annotation, biological process: electron transport chain. Gene Ontology annotation, molecular function: 2 iron, 2 sulfur cluster binding; electron transfer activity. The transcript has a single exon. The record is from RefSeq and is a predicted model, not a curated record. Lineage: Eukaryota; Viridiplantae; Streptophyta; Magnoliopsida; Lamiales; Lamiaceae. Gene Ontology annotation, cellular component: chloroplast stroma. Bases 70 to 510 code for a protein of 146 amino acids.